Molecule: messenger RNA, 5421 nt
Organism: Camelus dromedarius (Arabian camel)
Lineage: Eukaryota; Metazoa; Chordata; Mammalia; Artiodactyla; Camelidae
Gene: LAMB4
Product: laminin subunit beta 4
Biological process (GO): tissue development; animal organ morphogenesis
Source: RefSeq, a predicted model, not a curated record
AUGCAAUAUCAACUGACCUUUUUUUUGUACCUUGGGUUGCUUAGUUACACGGAAGCUCAAGAUGACUGCGGUGGACGUGCCUGUCGCCCCGCCAUGGGCCAUCUCCUGGUGGGUCACAGCGCACAGCUCGAGGCUCCUACCUGCAGGCUGGACGGGGCCCAGAAAUACUGCAUCCUUAGCCACCUCGAGGGGGAACAAAAAUGCUUCAUCUGUGACUCCAGGUUUCCAUACGAUCCUCGCUCCCACUCCAGCAGCCACACCACUGAGAAUGUAAUUCCAAGUUUUGAACCAGACCGAGAAAAGACAUGGUGGCAAUCUGAAAACGGUCUUGAUCAUGUCAGCAUCCUGGACCUAGAGGCGUUAUUUCAGUUCAGUCACCUUGUUCUGACCUUUAAGACUUUUCGGCCUGCUGCCAUGUUGGUUGAACGCUCCGCGGACUACAGACACACCUGAGGGGUGCUGAGAUAUUUUGCCAAAGACUGCGCUUCUUCCUUUCCUGACAUCGCAUCUGGCUAGGCUCAGCUAGUGGGAGACCUUGUCUGUGACUCCAGAUACUCAGAUAUUGAACCCUCAACUGGUGGUGAGGUUGUUUUAAAAGUUUUGGAUCCCAGCUUUGAGAUAGAAGACCCUUACAGCCCCCACAUUCAAGACCUCAUGACAUUAACAAAUCUGAGGAUAAACGUUACCAAACUCCAUACCCUUGGGGAUUCGUUGCUGGGAAGGAGGCAAAACAAUGCCCUUAAUAAAUACUGCUAUGCUCUGUAUGAGCUGGUGGUUCAGGGAAGCUGAUUUUGCAACAGCCAUGCUAGCGAAUGUGGCACAAUGCAGAAGGUGUGGGGAGAUGUUUUCAACCCUUCCGGAAUGGUCCACAGUUGGUGUGUCUGUCAGCACAAUACAGACGUCCCGAACUGUGAGAGGUGCACAGACUUCUUCCAGGAUGCUCCUUGGCAGCCAGCUGCAGGCGUCCGGGACAACGCUUGCACAGCUUGUCGCUGUAACAGCCACUCUGACCGCUGCCACUUCGACAUGACUGCGUACGUGGCGAGCGACGGCCAUAGCGGGAAUGUAUGUGACAACUGCCAGCACAACACAGAGGGCCAGCACUGCGAUCACCGCAGACCCUUCUUCUACAGGGACCCCCUCAAGGCCAUCUUGGAUCCUUACACGUGCACUGCUUGUGAAUGUGACCCCAAUGGGACCAUAUCGGGUGGCAUUUGUGUGAGCCACUCAGAUCCAGACUUGGAGUCUGUGGCUGGCCAGUGCCUGUGUAAGGAGAACGUGGAAGGAGCCAAGUGUGACCGGUGUAAGCCCAACCACUAUGGACUGAGCGCCACUGACCCCCUGGGCUGUCAGCCCUGCAACGGUAACCCCCUCGGGAGUCUGCCAGUCUUGACCUGUGAUGCGGAUACAGGCCAGUGCUUGAGUCGGUCGUUUGCUGCAGGACCACGCUGUGAAGAAUGCCCUGUCGGAUACUGGGGCCUGGAAAGCCACCUGCGUGGAUGUUCUCCCCGUGACUGUGAUAUUGGAGGUGCUCAUUGCAACGUGUGCUCACCCAAGGAUGGGCAGUGUGAUUGCCGUCCGCAUGUCACAGGCCGCAGGUGCACUGAGCCAGCGCCCGGCUACUUCUUCGUUCCUUUGAAUUUCUACCUCUACGAGACAGAGGAAGCCACGCCACUCCAGGGACUGGCGCCUUUGGGCUCGGUGACUUUUGGCCAGCUGCCCGUGGUUUCCGUUGUUCUCCGAGAGCCAGUUCCUGGGAUGCCUGUUACGUGGACAGAGCAUGGCUUGGCCAGGGUUCUCCCUGGGGCCGGCUUGAGAUUUGCUGUGGGGACCAUCCCCUCUCCCAUGGACUUCACUGUUGCCAUUAUUCACAAUGAGACCCAGUCCGCAGCCGACUGGGCUGUCCAUGUGGUUAACCCCGCUGGAGGGAGCGAGCACUGUCCACGCAAGACCCCACAGCCAAAGCCUCAACCUUUUGUUUUACCAGCGGCUUCCAGAAUCGUGCUGCUUCCCACAGCCAUCUGUCUGGAACCAAAUGUACAGUAUUCCAUAGACAUCUCUUUCUCCCUGCCUUCAGAAGGGGAGCUCCGCGCUCCUUCACACAUCCUGGUUGAUUCCCUUGGUCUCAUUCCCCAAAUCAAGUCAUUGGAGAAUUUCUGCAGCAAGCAGGAUUUAGACGAGUAUCAGCUGCACAACUGUGUCGAAAUCGCCUUGGCAACGGGCCCUCAGGUACUCCCUGGAGCAUGUGAAAGGCUUAUAGCCAGCUUGUCUGCCAGGCUGCACAACGGGGCUGUGGCCUGCAAGUGUCACUCGCAGGGCUCGGUGGGGCCCAACUGCAGCCGACUUGGAGGCCAGUGCCAGUGCAAGUCUGGUGUGACUGGGCGCUGCUGUGACACGUGCUCAACAGGAAGCUACGGUUUGGGGCAUCAUGGCUGUCACCCAUGUCACUGCCACCCUCAAGGCUCAAAGAGCACCACCUGUGACCAAGUAACAGGACAGUGUCCCUGCCACGGAGAGGCAGCCAGCUGCCGUUGUGAGGGCUAUUUUGGGUUUCCCAACUGCCGCCCCUGCCUUUGUAACGGGUUCGCCAAACUCUGUGAUCCAGAGACAGGGUCAUGCUUCGAUUGUGGAGGUUUUAUGACUGGGAGAAACUGUGAAAAAUGCAUCGAUGGUUACUAUGGGAAUCCUUCUUCUGGACAGUCCUGCCAUCCUUGCCAGUGUCCAGAUGUUCCCUCAAGCCAUCAGUAUUUUGCCGACUUCUGUUAUCAGAAUCCUUGGAGUUCAGAAGUCAUCUGCAGUUGUCUUCAAGGUUAUGCAGGUAUGCAGUGUGGUGAAUGCUCUGCUGCUUUCUAUGGAAAUCCAAGAGUUUCCGGAGCACCCUGCCGGCCGUGUGCGUGCAACAAUAGCAUCAACAUGAGCGACCCAGGAUCGUGCAGCCCCAUCACAGGGGAGUACCUGAAGUGUCUGCGCAACACCCAGGCCAGCUGCCAGCUCUGCAGACCAGGUCACUUUGGAUCGGCCCUCAAUCAGACCUGCAGAAGAUGCGCCUGUCAUCCUUCCGGUGUGAGUCCCACUGAGUGUCCCCCUGAUCGGGGAGCUUGCCUCUGUGACCCUGACACUGGCACGUGCCCUUGUCUGCCCAACGUCACAGGCCGGGCCUGUGACCAUUGUACCGACAGAUACUGGAAUCUGGUCCCCGGCAGAGGAUGCCAGCCAUGCGACUGUGACCCCCGGACCUCUCGCAGUAGCCGCUGUGACCAGUUUACAGGCCAGUGUCCGUGUAGAUUAGGCUAUGCUGGGAAACGCUGCAGUGAGUGCAUGGAAAAUUAUUGCGAUGAUCCCCUGGGGCAAUGCAUCCCAUGUGACUGCAACAGGGAAGGCUCCCAGAGGCCCUUCUAUGACCAGGAUACGGGCAUGUGUCGCUGCCAGGAGGGUGUUAGCGGCCAGCGAUGUGAUCGCUGCGCCCGGGGUCACGGCCAGGAAUUCCCUACUUGUCUUCGGUGUCACUUGUGCUUUGAUCAGUGGGACCACAGCAUUUCUUCCCUCUCCAAAGCGGUGCAAGGGUUAAUGAGACAGGCUGCUAACAUGGGAGAUAAAAGAGAGACCCUGCCUGUCUGCAAGGCAGACUUCAAAGGCCUGAGAGAGGACAUGUCUGCAAUAGAAAGGAUUUGGAGACAUCCUGUUUUCUCAUCUGGGGAAUUCUUGAAAGUCAAGGAUUAUCACGACUCCGUUCGGGAACAAAUCAUGGAGCUAAGUGAGCAGCUGAAUACAGUAUGUGAAUUUCAAGAUCUGAAAGAAACAAUAGUAAGGAUGGGGAAUGAAGCUAACCUUUUACUUGAAGAUCUUCAGGAAGAAAUUGAUUUGCACUCCAGUGCCUGUAAUGCAAGCAUCAUGGAUACCUCAGAGAACAUCAGGAAGUAUCAGAGAUCUUUAUCUGCUGCAAAGAAAACUGACGAUACUGCUUCCAUCAUUAAUAAGUCUGAAAAAACCAGGAAUGACUUAAGUACCAUUUUAGCUGCACUAACCUCAAAAGAAAACUUGUCAUUGAAAAUAUCAAAGUAGAUCAAGACACCGGAUAUUCAAAAAUUGAAUGGAAAGGUGUGCGGGGGACAUGGGGUCUCGCCCUGUGUGCUUUUGCCCUGUGGAGGCCCCAGCUGUCGUGGUUCCCUGACUCUCUCCAGCAACGCCCUCCAGAAAGCUCAGGAAGCAGGGUCCCGGACUCGCAAUUUGAACAACCAGGUUCAAGGAUUGAAGAAUCAGAUUAAGAACAUAAGUAAACUGGCAGAAGUCUCCAAAACCAAUGCCUUACAGCUAAGUGAGAAGCUGAGGAAUAAGGAAAACCAAAGUGACUCUGAAGAAGAAAAAAUGAAUCUUUUAAUCAAAAACCUGAAAACAUUUUUGUUAGAGGAAAACGUGCCUCCGGAGGACAUAGAAAAGGUUGUAAAUCGUGUACUUGACGUCUGCCAACCAGUCAUGUCACAAAAUCUAACCCACGAAAUUGACAAAAUACAGAAAUUUUCACAACCUUGCAAGGACUACAGGACGGAGGAGAACAGGCUACGUAAAGCAGCAGAUGGAGCCCGAGAAGUUCUGGUGAAGGCAAAAGCAGCCAAAAAAGCAGCAAACGUUCUAUCAAAUCUUGACAAAAUGUUGAAUAAGUUGCAGCAAGUUCAAAUCACUCAAGGACAGGCAGAUUCUACCAUCGCACAGCUGACUGCCGAGAUAAGAACGAUAAAAAAGAAUGUACUGCAGGUUGACCAACAGGCUCAGGAGACGAAGAAGGAGCUGGACUUAGCGAAGCAGCAGUCAGCGCUGGAGGGUGGGCUUGGCCGGCUGAGGACCAAGUUGCAAAGGGGCCGGGACGAGGCCACCCGAGUGCGAGCUCAGGCUGAAUCAGCCCGGCGCCAGGCUGGGGGCCUGGAGGAGGAGUUUGUUGAGCUCCAAAAUCGAUAUGCUAUUCUUCAACAAAAUAUAAGCCUUGCGGGACUGACGAAGGACACAUUAGGAAAAGUGAAACAGCUAAAGGAUGCAGCAGCAAAACUGGCUGGAGAUACAGAGGACACGACAAGAAGAAUUAUAGAUUUAGAAAAGAAGGUCCAAGAUUUGAAUCUAAGUAGACAAGAAAAAGCUGUUCAGUUGAAAUAGUUGGAAGAUCAAGUCAUUGCCAUUAAAAAUGAAAUCGUUGAGCAAGAAAACAAAUAUGCGACCUGCUAUAGUUAGGCAGAGUUCAAGUGAAAAAUCACCUGUGCUUUCUUUGCUGGCUUCUGAUGAGCAAACUGUGCUGUGCUGUGCUGGAGCUGUGCUGAAGCUGGGAAACACAAACGGUCAGCCUCUUCUGCGUCUCUUCCCCCAACCCCUUCCUUGCCGGAUGUGGCUGCACAGUGAAACUUGGCCAAGAAAAAGCCACUUUAUCUGUGGAAG